GAAAGUGUCUAAAAAACAGAGCACAAUGAAAUAGUGUAAGUUUUAGCACACAUAAAGAAGAAAAUAAACCAAGACAGUACCUGUGAAACGCUAAUGCAUUACUUCUUAGUAUUAAUCUUUUAGUUCAUUUAGAUUAUAUUAAGAUAAAAUUGCUGAUAGAUCUAUGUAGAUUAGGUGCAAUAUAACGCGCAUUAAAAAAUACAUAACACCAACAGCAAGUUACGAAACAUCCUCCGUAUUUUAUGUUGAUUUCGAGUUUCAAAGGUUGUUCGGUUUUCUGUAAUGUUGUAAUUACUUGUGGUAUUGUUUUAUUGCAUUUGUAAUAGCUGCAUACCUAUUUUAAAUUUAUAAUUAUCAGUCAAUAAUGUGUAUAUCUUUGGUAUGGUUUAGUUAUAACAGUGAAAUAGUGAAGUUAAAGUAAAUUAUUUAUCGGAAAUAAAUUGACGGCCGAUUGAACCCAAUUGUUUUCCAACAUAUUUUACAAUCUUUUGUUUCGAACGAUAAUUUUAAUUAAUUAAAUGAAAAAAAAAAAAAUAGAUAACACAAGUCCAAGUUCAAAAUAUAUAUUAAUAAUAAAUACUCUUUUUAUUUGAAUUCACUUUAUCGCAAUUCACGAUUGAUAAGGUUAUUUAAGGUUUUAGAUAUAAUUAUAUUUACACAAAAAUUUCUCAAAUUAUAAUCAGGGCAAAUCUCAGUUAGGUGUGAACUUUGAAGCAGCAAAAAAUGUCUUUAAUUCGAGGUAAAUUGGGUAACAGGAGGAGUUUUUCUGAGUGGAAAAAUCACGUGAAGCGACUGAGUUCAUCUAUAAACCAGGACAAUCACCCUAAUGUAGUUAAAAGUGACAGCAAGGAUAUUGUUAUUCCAGAUAUUUCACUUCCUGAAUUAAUUUACAGUAAAAUAGGUGGAUAUUCUAACUUAAUAGCUACAGAAUCAGCAAAAUCAGGCAAAACCUACACAUUCGAUCAAAUUGCAAUCAAAAGUAGAAAUUUAUCGAAGCAUCUUAGACAAAAAUUUAAAUUAGAAGAUGGAGAUGUUAUCGCAUUUUUGUUACCCAAUCUUCCAGAAUUUGUUAUUUGUUUUUUGGGGGCACUUGAAGCCAGAUUGACAGUUACCACUAUGAACCAUAUGUAUACUGCCGAUGAAAUAUCAAAGCAAAUAUAUGACGCCUCUCCAAAAAUAAUUAUUACACAAGGACCACAACUGGACACACUUAGAACUGCAUUAAAUAUGUUAAAAAGAGAUGUACCUACGAUUUUUGUAAAAGAAAGACAAGACGAAAGCAUCCCACAAGGCACAAUCGAUUUUUUCGAACUGAUCAAUACGCCGAUCGAUGUUCCAGAUCUUCAACCGGGAAAAAGCAUGGACGUAGCUAUAAUGCCGUAUUCAAGCGGCACCACUGGAUUGCCCAAAGGCGUACAACUCUGUCACAAGAACCUCGUUACAAAUAUCAUCCAAUUUUGCAGUGAAGAUUUUAGACAUUACGACCAACCUUCUGAGAAUUUCCAAGAAAUUUCGCCAGCUGUGUUACCGUUUUAUCACAUUUACGGAAUGAUGAUGAAUUUCCUGUUCCUCUAUAAUGGAGUAAGAUGUAUAGCUAUCGAAAAAUUUACCCCCGAAUUUUACUUAUCAGUAUUAGAAAAAUAUUAUCCCACGGUAAUAUCUGCUGCGCCCCCUUUAGUUCAUUUUCUAAGUGCUCAUCCCGCCGUGAAAAAAGAAUAUUUCAAAAAUCUUAAGAUGCUGUCAUCGGGAGCUGCGCCUUUAGGAUUCAUGGACGAAGAAAGGUUUCUUAAGAAAGCCGGUAGAUCAGAUAUCAGAAUGGUUCAAGGUUAUGGUCUCACAGAAACUUCUCCAGCUAUUUCACAUAGUCCUAUAAACGUUGAAAGAACAGAAAAAAAUGGAGGUUCUGUAGGAAAAUUGUUGCCAAAUACAAGCAUGAAAAUCAUUAACCCAGAUGAUCCUACAGGCAAUUAUUUACAUUUUGUGCUUGGUACACCAUUAGGUCCAAACCAAAAGGGAGAGCUUGUUGUUAAAGGCCCACAAGUCAUGAAGGGCUACUACAACAAACCAGAAGAAACUACAAACGCAUUCUUAGAUGGCUGGUUGCGGACAGGCGACAUUGGCUAUUACAACGAAGAUAAACACAUUUGGAUCAGCGAUAGACUGAAAGAACUUAUUAAAGUCAAAGGUUUCCAAGUACCACCGGCGGAAUUAGAAGAACUAAUACGAAACCAUCCGACGGUAGAUGACGCUGCUGUCAUCGGGAUCCCCCACCCUUUACACGGGGAAGUCCCUAGGGCGUACAUAGUUCCCAAAAAAGAUAAAAAUUUCAAUUCUGAUGAACUCAACGAAUAUGUCGCAGAAAAAGUUGCGUCAUACAAAAAACUGGCUGGUGGGAUAGAAGUUGUUGAUAGUAUUCCUAAAAAUGCCGCUGGAAAGAUACUAAGAAGGAAACUUAAAGAAGGAUAUUUAUUGAAAAAUGCUUAGAAAAUAAUUAUAUUUUAAUGAUAAGAAUUUAAUCUCUACAGGAAAGCUAAAGCCUAAGUUAGAUUAAGCCAAUUGCUAGCCAGGGGUCAAUUCUCAUUAUAUCUUCAUGUUCUGCAGGAUUUUGAGCAUACCUACAGUUCUCUGAGUAUUGUUGAUAUGCUUCUCUUACUUUAGAAUUUAUCCAGUCUCUUAUUCACACUUUUCUUUCUGUUGUUGUUUCAGCAAGUUAUUCACAGUUUUCAUAUGCAACAUCUUAUUGCACGCGAAUAAUAUGAAUCUUUGAUCAUCUAUUAUUUUUCAUUGUAUUGAAUUGCAGUGUAAUUUCUGAUUCUGCCAUUGUGAACUGUCACUUACUCGUGUUGAACUGCCAACUGUCAGUUAUUGAAUUAAGCGAACGAUUCGUGCAAAAGGUGUAUUUGGCCACACCGUAGAUUGAAGCAUGCAGGAAAGGAUAAAUUUGGAGUAGAGAAUGAGAAAGUUAAAGGAUAAACAAAAAGUAGAGGCAUUAUUGGAAAUGCUAUUGGUUUAAUCUAAAUUCUGCUUAAGAAGCGAAAUAUUACUAAAAGUAAUUGUUAUGUAAAACAUCUUAAAUGAUAAGAG
Molecule: messenger RNA, 3084 nt
Organism: Psylliodes chrysocephalus
Lineage: Eukaryota; Metazoa; Arthropoda; Insecta; Coleoptera; Chrysomelidae
Source: the annotation of a GenBank genome assembly